Molecule: messenger RNA, 3148 nt
Organism: Danio aesculapii
Lineage: Eukaryota; Metazoa; Chordata; Actinopteri; Cypriniformes; Danionidae
Gene: mpx
Product: myeloid-specific peroxidase
Exons: 15
Coding region: 57-2744 (895 amino acids)
Biological process (GO): response to oxidative stress
Molecular function (GO): protein binding; heme binding; peroxidase activity
Source: RefSeq, a predicted model, not a curated record
CAUUCAGCACAACUUACUCUGAGCCAGAACCAGUGAGCCUGAGACACACAUGUUAUAUGGAGAUGAAUCUUCCCACUUUUCUUUUUGUGGUGGGCUGCUGUUGUGCUCUUUCAGUGGGGGGAGAAGAAGAGAGUCCUGGAAGACCUUUUAUUCUAGAUUCAAUUGAGGAAGCAAAGAAAAUAGUGGACGCUGCUUACAAAUAUUCUCGAGAUGAGAGUUUAGCAAGGGUGCGCAAAGAUGUCAUCAAGCCUUCUGACAAGCUACGUCUGCUGAAACAGCCAGCUCGAAAGACACGGGAGGCCGUAAGAGCUGCAGACUACAUGGCACAAACGUUGAGACUGAUCAGUGAGAAAGCCCAUCAUGUACACAAGAGGUCCAUCAAUGCUACAGACCUGCUCACUCAGGACGAGCUUCAAACCAUUACACGUAUGACAGGCUGUGAAGCUCAAACCCGGGCACCAUCUUGUAGGACCACACCCCUUAUAAACAAGUAUCGAACUGCCAGCAGUGUCUGCAACAAUCGGAAGAACCCACUUCUUGGUGCAUCAAACACUCCUUUUGCCCGCUGGUUGCCUGCUCAAUAUGAGGAUGCCAUUUCCCAGCCAAAAGGAUGGGAUGCCAACAAGUUGCACCAUGGUGCAGCACUGCCCCUGGUUAGACUGGUUUCCAAUCGCAUUCUAGCCACUGCAGAUGCUGACAUAGAGAGUGACCAUGACUUUACCUUCAUGCUUACCAUGUUUGGGCAAUGGGUUGACCACGAUCUGACUUUUACACCCUCCUCACCAAGUAUUAGGUCCUUUAGCAAUGGCAUUGACUGUGUAAACAGUUGUGAGCGCUCUGAACCCUGCUUCCCAAUUCCGGCCCCUCCAGGAGAUCAGCGUCUGCGCCCUAACACCUGUCUCCCUGUCUUCCGGUCAGCACCGACUUGUGGUUCUGGGCGCACUGCCUACAUGUUUGGUGGAGUCCCAAAUGUUCGGGAACAGAUCAAUUCUCUAACAGCUUACCUAGAUGCUGGACAAGUUUACGGUUCAGAGGAUGGACUAGCAAAGGAACUGCGAGACCUUACUAAUGAUGGUGGUCUUCUACGUGUCAAUAAUCGCUUUAAAGACAAUGGACGAGAGCUCCUGCCCUUUACUAGUAUUGACACCAACAUGUGCGCCACUCGUCGGAAAAUCCUCAACGACAGCACUCUCACAGAGGUUCCUUGCUUCUUUGCAGGUGAUUUUCGUGUCGAUGAGAAUUCUGCUCUUAACUCGUUACACACACUUUUUGUGAGGGAGCACAAUAGAUUGGCUCGUGCCCUUCAUGUGCUCAACCCUACCUGGAGUAGUGAAACUCUGUAUCAAGAAGCAAGAAAAAUUGUCGGUGCAUACAACCAGAUCUUGGUGAUCAAGGAAUACUUGCCAAUAAUUGUGGGCCCUGAUGCUUACAAUAGACACCUUGGACCAUAUCCAGGUUACAAUGAGAAUGUGGACCCUACCAUUGCGAACGUCUUUGCCACUGCAGCUUUCCGUUUUGCCCACUUGGCUAUCCAGCCCAUAAUUUUUCGUCUUGAUGAAAGCUACCAGAACCAUCCUCAGUUUCCCAGUGUCCCCCUGUAUGAGGUUUUCUUCACUCCAUGGAGGGUGAUCUUUGAGGGGGGCAUUGAUCCUGUACUCCGUGGAUUGAUUGGUCGUCCGGCAAAACUGAACACCCAGGACCACAUGUUAGUGGAUGCUCUCAGAGAGAGGCUGUUUGCCUUCACAUCCCACAUAGCUUUGGAUCUGGCUUCCCUCAACAUGCAAAGAGGACGUGACCAUGCUAUACCAGGUUAUAAUGCAUGGCGUCGGUUCUGUGGAUUGUCUGCUCCUCAGAAUGAGCAAGAAUUGGCUGUGGUGAUGAACAACACUGAACUAGCCCGCAAGUUGAUUGAGCUUUAUGGCACCCCUGAGAACAUUGACAUUUGGUUGGGAGGUGUUGCUGAGCCUUUUGCUCCUGGUGGUCGUGUCGGUUCUCUUUUUGCCUGCCUGAUUGCAAGACAGUUCCAGAAAAUACGAGAUGGUGAUAGGUUAUGGUUUGAGAACAAAGGAGUGUUCACCACCAAACAGAAAACAGCACUGGCCUCCGUGUCACUGGCUCGCAUAAUCUGUGACAACACCGGAAUCCUUAGAGUUCCCAGCAAUCCUUUCCGCUUCCAGAGUUCUUCCAGUUUUGUUAACUGUGGGAAUAUCCCAGCUUUUGAUCUCGAUCCUUGGAAAGAAACUGAUAGAGAUUCCAUUCCAGGACCUCCCGGACCCAAGGGACCUCCAGGAGAACGCGGUCCACCGGGUGUAGCAGGGCCACAAGGACCUCCAGGAAUUCCAGGACCUCCCAUUAAUACCACAGGACAACAGUCUGCCUUCUUUGCUUCAGUCAACACCAUCCAUCCUGCCACUGCUAAAGUUGUCGUGUUCGGUCGGGUCCUUUACAAUGGACAAAACCAUUAUAACCAAACCUCGGGGAUGUUCGUGUGCCAGAUACCUGGUGUAUAUGAAUUCGAGUUUUCGUGCAUAGGAACUCGUAGUUUGGGCACUGUGACCUUAAAGAAAAAUAAUACUGUACAGCUAACUCCUGAAACAGUUGCUCUUAAUACACGAUCGUUAGCUGAAGGGAAGGCAGUCCUGAGCCUACAGAGAGGAGACCGUGUGUAUGUGGAGGUUUCUCGAAGUGCUAAUGGUAUAGGCUUUUCAAGCUAUUUCUCUGGUCACAUUCUUUUCCCCGUUUGAGACUAUUACUUACAAUGCAUUACUAACUUGAUGAAUAUAGUGAUAUCCUAUAAAAUCUGCUUAUUUCCUAUUGUCUUUAAAACAUGUUUCAUUUUACUGCAAUGUCUUAGGCUUUGUUAUUGUUGUUGUUUUAUUAAUAAUUAGCUUUGCAAAAUUAGUAGUAUGGUUUGACAAUGCCUAAUGUUUGAAUUCUGAAUUGUUUACAGGUGAAGAGAUAUAAUUUAGUAACCAUGAUUUAACUGCUUAUGCAUUGACAUUUCUUUUAUGUAGUUUUUUAUAUUUGUUGUUUUUGGUUUUGUUGUCGGAUUGCAACAAACUUUUUGGUAGUCCAUGCUGUGACAGUUAUUUUGUGUAUGCUUUUAGCAAAGUGAGAAAACUAUAAAUAAAGUUUGUUAUCAAUAUUA